Messenger RNA from Lepidothrix coronata (blue-crowned manakin), 1490 nucleotides. It is a transcript of the gene STX3, whose product is annotated as syntaxin 3. Gene Ontology annotation, biological process: exocytic insertion of neurotransmitter receptor to postsynaptic membrane; intracellular protein transport; synaptic vesicle fusion to presynaptic active zone membrane. Gene Ontology annotation, cellular component: synaptic vesicle; presynaptic active zone membrane; postsynapse. The coding region runs from base 125 to 805 and encodes 226 amino acids. Lineage: Eukaryota; Metazoa; Chordata; Aves; Passeriformes; Pipridae. The record is from RefSeq and is a predicted model, not a curated record. Gene Ontology annotation, molecular function: SNAP receptor activity; SNARE binding. The transcript has 8 exons.
CCACCCGCCACCUCGCCUGGAUGUAGGAGGCCUGGCCGAGCGGUGACACCGAGGGUGACACCCCCAUCCCGGCGGUGGGCGACGACGGGGACCCCCCCGCGCCCCCCCAGCCCUCGGGGGCACCAUGAAGGACCGGCUGGAGCAGCUCAAGGCGAAGCAGGACGCGGAUGACGACACGGAGGAGCUGGAGAUCGCCGUGGACAACACGGCCUUCAUGGAUGAGUUCUUCUCGGAGAUCGAGGAGACCCGGCAGAACAUCGACAAGAUCUCGGAGAACGUGGAGGAAGCAAAGAAGCUCUACAGCCUCAUCCUCUCAGCGCCCAUCCCGGAGCAGAAGACCAAAGAUGACCUGGAGCAGCUGACGGCGGAGAUCAAGAAGAUGGCCAACAGCGUCCGCAACAAGCUGAAGAGUAUGGAGAGGAACAUUGAGCAGGAUGAGGCGCGAUCCUCCGCCGACCUCCGGAUACGCAAAUCCCAGCACUCUGUCCUGUCCCCCUUGGGCUGGGACAUGCCACAUCCUCGGUGUCCUGUGUCUCAUGUCACUGUCCCCACCCCUGGCUCUUCCUCCUGCCCUAUGUCCCAAGGCUGGGGACAUGCCAUGCCCAGAUUGUCACCGGGAUCCAUGAUCGACCGCAUCGAGAACAACAUGGACCAGUCCGUGGGAUUUGUGGAGAGGGCCGUGGCUGACACCAAAAAGGCUGUGAAGUACCAAAGUGAGGCCAGGAGGAAGAAGAUCAUGAUCAUGUUGUGCUGCAUCAUCCUGGCCAUCAUCCUGGCCUCCAGCAUCGGGAGCAUCUUCGCCUGAGCCCCCCUCCCGCUGCCCUCCAGGUGACCGGGACAGGGACAGCGGGUGGCACGGGGGGUCCCCGCCUUCCCCAAUCCCAGGGGAGCGGCUUUGGGCCUCGGUGGGGUUUGAUCCAGGUGGGAUUCACCCCCUCGGGUGUCGGGGAGGGAGUGGGAGCCACGUCCCUUUCCUGGGUGUCACCUCUUGUCCCUGUCACAGGUGGCUCUUCCCCCUCCUGCCCCCCGCCCGGAUGAUCCACGGGAGAGACCCCGGCCUGCCAAGCCCCUGGUCCCUGGAGCCCCGAGGACACCCCGACACGUCCCUGGAGGAGUGGAGCCCCCCUGCCGUGCUCCCCCAGUUCCCAGCUCCUCAUCCUGCUCUCCUCGGGUGAUGGCCGGUGGCACGGAGCGGCCGGAGGGGCCGUGUCCCUCUGCGGGGGGCACACGGGGGCUCUGCCUUGCUGGGAUGGCCGGAGGAGCCUCUUCCCUGCGCUCGGAGCUCCUUGGAUGUGCAGCCACCCACGCCAGAGCCUUCUUCCUCAAUAAAGAGCUCACCCACACUCUGCCUCCUGCUUCGAAUCCCGCCCCAUUUAUCCCCCAGGGUGGUCCCAGUUCUGUGUUUCCAGCUCCAAAACCCAUGUCAGGAUAAAGAGCCUUGUGUCUCAAACCACUGAAUCCUCCAGGAUGCUCCAAGUUCCAUGAUUCCA